GGAUGGAUGGCGUGUGCGGCUGGAGGCGGCUCGCAAGGGGCGCGGUGGAGAUGCGACCCCGCGCAGGAGCCCUCCUCGCCUCCCGUCCUCCUCCUACCCGCCGAGACGCUGCUGUGAUGCGGGCCAGCUAGACUCGUGUAGAAGAAGCACAGGCGAAACAAGGAGAAGCCGGCGGAGACAACCGGAGGCGCGCAGGCGGCCGAGCCAAUCCACCUCGAUGUUGGCAAAAUCACCAGCAUUGCCUUUAGUGACUGCGGAUACUACUGCAUUUCGCUUCUGUACUACUGGCAAUAUCUUGAGUCCACCGGUUGUGAAACUCUCUCACAAUAAAUGCCAAGGAAGAUUGAAUGUCCAGCAAAACAUUGAUCUUGGUAAACCUCAAGAUGCGACUCGGAAAUGGCGGGUGCUAUCAGCUGAUCAAGCUCAAGCUUCUGUCGUAGAUGUUGAUGAAGAGUGCAAACAGGUGCUCACUUCACUAAAUUUCUCCACUGAAGAUGCUGAGAAGAUGCUGAAGAAGGCAUUUGGAUGGAUCCACUCGCCGUAUUGGAGCGAAGAGAGAAAGAAAGAGGUUCCAAGUGCUGAGGUGGUAACUGGAGUAUUAGACUACAUCAGGAGUCUUGGGCUAUCUGAUGAAGACCUUCACAAGUUGCUGAAGAAAUUUCCAGAAGUUCUUGGUUGUGAUCUUGACAGGGAGGUGAAGCUGAAUGUGAGCAAGCUGGACAGUGAGUGGGGAAUAAAUGGGAAAACUUUGCGGAGUCUUCUCCUGAGAAAUCCAAAAGUUUUGGGCUACAAUAUUGAUUGCAGAGGGGAUUGCAUGGCACAGUGCACCCGUUGUUGGGUUAGGUUCUAAUGUUCCAUUCUACAUGACUACAUCACUAUACAGAAAUCCCAGAGGGCAUUCUGCUGGCUGUGAAGAAAUGCAGAUGGCAUUUUACUGGCCAUUUUUCUGUAAACUAGCACCUGCCAAAUACAAAUGCAUAUCCGUAGUUGAUGGAUAGACACUUGUUACUUCAUGAAUGCAUAUUCAAGAGCCAUACUGUCGGUAAAAAAGUUGCAAUAAAUAUGACGAUACCUGAAUGAUCACUGAUUCGUUUCAGCCAUUUUUCAUUUGUUCUGUUCUGGAUUGCUGUUAUCAUCAGAGUAGUUUAGUUGUCUUAUAUGAGGUUCUAUCAUUGUGUUUUGAUGCAUCCACCAUUAUCCUGACAUGUUUCCAGUGAUAAAGGUGAAAAAUGCAGAGUGUGAUAAACUAGACCUGGGUUAAUUGCUCCACUGAAGAUGCUGAGAAGAUGUUGAAAAAGACAUUUGGAUGGAUCCACUCGCCAUAUUGGAGUGAAAAGGAUGAGGUUCCAAAUGCUGAGUUGGUAACUUGAGUAUUGAACUAUACAAGGAGUCUCGUGCUAUCUGAUGAAGUCCUUCACAGGUUGCUGAAGAAAUUUCCAGGAAGUUCUUGGGUGUGAUCUUGACAGCGAGGUGAAGCUGAAAGUGAGCAAGCUGGACAGUGACCGUGAAAUAAUGAUUGCAGAUUGCAUGUCACAGUGUGUUCAUUGUUGGGUUUGGUUAUAAAUGUUCUGUUCUAUAUGACAACGUUAUUGUUCAGAAACUUCCGAGGACAUUUUGUUGGUGUGAAAAUUUGGAUGACAUUUCACUGAGUUUUUUAUAUCUAUAAACUAGCACCUGGCAAAUAUAGAAACACAUUUGUAAUUGAUGGAUGUACCCUAUUUAGUUCAUGUACUCUACAUAUUCAAGUGUCAAACCAUACUGGCUGUAGAAGAGUUGCAAAAACAUAUGCCCAGUACCUGAAUGAUCUGUCAUAGUUCAAUCA
Messenger RNA from Setaria italica (foxtail millet), 1822 nucleotides. RefSeq lists its product as uncharacterized. Gene Ontology annotation, molecular function: double-stranded DNA binding. NCBI's taxonomy places the organism in Eukaryota, Viridiplantae, Streptophyta, Magnoliopsida, Poales, Poaceae. Bases 218 to 850 code for a protein of 210 amino acids. The record is from RefSeq and is a predicted model, not a curated record. Gene Ontology annotation, biological process: regulation of DNA-templated transcription. The transcript is spliced from 3 exons.